AUGACAGACAAAGGAUUUUGGGAGCUAGGCCAUUUCUGUGGCCUCGCUGUUUUAAUUCUGUCGCUGCGUCUUGCUCAUGGAGACUUGAGCUAUUCUGUUCCGGAGGAGAUGAAACACGGGGCAGUUAUUGGAAAUAUCGCCAAGGAUCUGGGACUCGAAGUGAACCGAUUGUCUUCUCGAAAAGCCCGUAUGGACUCAGAGGGGAACCGUAAACGGUACUGUGACAUAAACCUGAGCACCGGGGAUCUGAUCGCAUCGGAGAAGAUGGACAGAGAUAGCCUCUGCGGCAAGAAAGCGUCGUGUGUUUUAAAGGUGGACCUCGUGUUGGAGAAUCCUCUGGAGCUUCAUCGUGUGAGUCUUCAUGUUCUGGAUGUAAACGACAACUCGCCGCAAUUCAAAAAUGAAUUGAUUGAAAUGGAAAUCAGAGAAUCGUCAGAUAAGGGCGCUCGUUUCUCCAUAGAGGAAGCCCACGACGCAGAUAUAGGUCAAAACUCCGUUCAAAGCUACAACUUGCAGACAAACGACAAUUUUAUUCUGACGGUUGACAACAAUAGAGUUGAACUCGUUCUAGAACACAAACUUGAUCGAGAACGACAGCAAGAAAUGAAUUUGCUGCUCACAGCUCUGGAUGGAGGCUCUCCACAGAGAUCAGGUACUGUAGUGAUACACGUCACUGUACUGGAUGCUAAUGAUAACGCCCCAGUGUUUAGCCAGACUGUAUAUAAAGCCGUUCUGCCUGAAAACUCACCCCUGGAUACUGUUGUGGUCACCGUCACUGCCACAGAUGCCGACGAAGGGAUAAAUGGAGAGGUAACAUACGAUUUCGGACAUGUUUCCAACGAAGAUGAGAAACUAUUUUCAAUUGAUCGCAGAAAAGGGGAAAUUAAACUAAUUGGCUCCAUCGAUUUCGAGGAGGUAAACUCUUUUGAAUUGCGAAUAAAAGCAAGAGAUGGUUUGGGGCUUACGUCAUAUUCAAAGGUUAUAAUAGAUAUCACUGAUGUUAAUGAUAAUGCACCGGUGAUAUAUCUGAAAUCUCUGACUAACCCCCUGCCAGAGGGCGUAUCACCUGGUACAGAGGUUGGCAUCGUUAAUGUGCAGGACAGAGACUCAGAGAAUAACAGACAGGUCCGCUGCUCCGUUCAACAACAUGUCCCAUUUAAGUUGGUUCCCUCCAUCAAAAACUAUUAUUCUCUGGUGACCACUGCUGAACUAGACCGUGAACUAGUGUCUGAUUACAACAUCACAAUCACUGCUACUGAUGAGGGCUCUCCUCCUCUUUCCUCCUCUAAAAGUGUUCACUUAUCUUUAGCUGACGUCAACGACAACCCACCUGUGUUUGAGGAGCAGUCCUACAACGCCUACGUGACUGAAAACAACAAACCUGGAUCUACUUUAUGUUCCGUUAGUGCCCUAGACCCAGACUGGAGACAAAACGGUACAGUGAUUUAUUCUCUUUUACCUGGGGAGGUGAACGGUGCCCCGGUGUCCUCCUAUCUCUCUGUUAACGGAGACACGGGGCUGAUCCACGCUGUCAGGUCGUUGGAUUAUGAACAGUUCAGGAGCUUUAAAGUUCACGUGAUGGCGAGAGACAACGGUUCUCCUCCACUCAGCAGCAACGUGACCGUCAGUGUCUUCAUAACGGAUGUGAAUGACAACUGUCCUCAGAUACUUUACCCCGCCCCGGAGGGACACUCCUUCAUGACGGAACUCGUCCCCAAAGCAGCUCACGGGGGCUCUCUGGUGUCCAAGGUGAUAGCGGUGGAUGCAGACUCCGGACAGAACGCCUGGCUGUCCUAUCAUAUAGUCAAAUCCACUGAUCCGGGACUUUUCACUAUUGGUCUCCACAGUGGAGAGAUCAGGACACAGCGGGACAUUUCUGAAUCUGACAACAUGAAACAGAAUCUUAUUGUGGCAGUGAAAGAUAACGGACAGCCCUCUCUGUCUGCCACCUGUUCCAUGUAUUUACUGAUUUCUGAUAACUUGGCUGAAGUUCCAGAACGGAAAGACAUGUCUUAUGAUGAGACUAACUCCAAACUGACCUCUUAUCUGAUCAUCGCGCUGGUGUCAGUCUCCACCUUUUUCCUGACCUUCAUUAUUGUCAUCCUGGGUGUGAGGUUUUGUCGCAGGAGAAAACCCAGACUGUUGUUUGAUGGAGCGGUGGCCAUCCCCAGUGCUUAUCUGCCCCCUAAUUACGCAGAAGUUGACGGAACAGGAACUUUACGCAGCACUUACAAUUAUGACGCUUAUCUGACAACGGGCUCUAGAACCAGUGACUUCAAGUUUGUGAGAUCUUACAAUGACAACACACUGCCUGCAGACCAGACUCUGAAGAAAAGCAUUAGUGACUUUACUGAGAUAUUUGGACAGCCAGCAGAUUCCCAAGAGGUAGGCAGGAUGCAACACGCAGGCCACGUCUUGAGAUGGGCUCUAGUUCUUUCUACGUUACAUGUGGCGUAUGGAGACGUCAGCUACUCUUUUCCCGAAGAGAUGAAACGAGGAACCGUUAUCGGGAAUAUAGCCAAGGAUCUCGGACUGGAAGUGGGCAGAUUGUCUGCAAGAAAGGCUCGUAUUGACACGGAAGGGGACACCAGACGGUACUGUGACAUAAAUCUGAGUAAGGGGGAUUUGACCGUUGCCGAGAGGAUCGACAGAGAAGCGCUUUGUGGCAAGAAGGCCUCCUGCGUUUUAAAACUGGACCUGGUACUGGAGAAUCCAUUGGAGCUGCAUCGCGUCAGUCUCCAUAUACAAGACAUCAAUGAUAACCCCCCACUUUUCACAAAGGAUGUAAUUAAAAUGGAGAUCCACGAAUGGAAAGCCAAAGGAGCUCGCUUUUCUUUAGAUGAGGCUCAUGAUGCGGAUAUUGGAGAAAAUGCUGUGAAGGAAUACACUCUCCAAAAUAAUGAUCAUUUUCUUUUAAAUUUUGAGACUAAAUCUGGCGGACGUGAAUCAUGUGAGCUCGUACUUGAAAAGGAAUUAGAUCGUGAAAUCGAACAAGAAAUCACUUUAAUUCUUACAGCCCUGGAUGGUGGUUCUCCUCAGAGAUCAGGUACUGUAGUGAUACACGUCACUGUACUGGAUGCUAAUGAUAACGCCCCAGUGUUUAGCCAGGCUGCUUAUAAAGCGAGUUUACCUGAAAACUCUCCGCUAGGUACAAUAGUGAUUACCGUGAGUGCUACUGAUGCUGAUGAGGGAGUUAAUGGUGAAGUAACUUAUGAACUGAAUCAUGUGUUGGAUAAAAAUAGACAUGCUUUCUCCCUCGACCAGAAGACCGGUGAGGUGAAAGUCAAUGGGCCAUUAGAUUUUGAGGAAGAGUCUUCAUAUGAAAUAAAAAUUAGUGCAAAAGACAGCAUUGGCCUGGCAUCGUACUCCACUUUGACUAUUGAGAUCACUGAUGUAAAUGACAAUUCGCCAGUGAUAUUUCUUAAAUCACUGACAAACGCUAUACCGGAAAACACGCCACCUGGCACAGAGGUUGGCAUCAUUAACGUGCAGGACAGAGACUCUGAGAUUAACACACAGGUCCACUGCUCCAUUCAGCAGAACGCUCCUUUUAAGUUGGUUCCCUCCAUCAAAAACUAUUAUUCUCUGGUGACAACGGGUCCAUUAGACCGCGAACUAGUAUCUGAUUACAACAUCACAAUCACUGCUACUGAUGAGGGCUCUCCUCCUCUUUCCUCCUCUAAAAGUGUUCACUUAUCUGUAGCUGACGUCAACGACAACCCACCUGUGUUUGAGGAGCAGUCCUACAACGCCUACGUGACUGAAAACAACAAACCUGGAUCUACUUUAUGUUCCGUUAGUGCCCUAGACCCAGACUGGAGACAAAACGGUACAGUGAUUUAUUCUCUUUUACCUGGGGAGGUGAACGGUGCCCCGGUGUCCUCCUAUCUCUCCGUUAACGGAGACACGGGGCUGAUCCACGCUGUCAGGUCGUUGGAUUAUGAACAGUUCAGGAGCUUUAAAGUUCACGUGAUGGCGCGAGACAACGGUUCUCCUCCACUCAGCAGCAACGUGACCGUCAGUGUCUUCAUAACAGAUGUGAAUGACAACUCUCCUCAGAUACUUUACCCCGCCCCGGAGGGACACUCCUUCAUGACUGAACUCGUCCCCAAAGCAGCUCACGGGGGCUCUCUGGUGUCCAAGGUGAUAGCGGUGGAUGCAGACUCCGGACAGAACGCCUGGCUGUCCUAUCAUAUAGUCAAAUCCACUGAUCCGGGACUUUUCACUAUUGGUCUCCACAGUGGCGAGAUCAGGACACAGCGGGACAUUUCUGAAUCUGACAACAUGAAACAGAAUCUUAAUGUGGCAGUGAAAGAUAACGGACAGCCCUCUCUGUCUGCCACCUGUUCCAUGUAUUUACUGAUUUCUGAUAACUUGGCUGAAGUGCCAGAACUGAAAGACAUGUCUUAUGAUGAGACUAACUCCAAACUGACCUCUUAUCUGAUCAUCGCGCUGGUGUCAGUCUCCACCUUUUUCCUGACCUUCAUUAUUGUCAUCCUGGGUGUGAGGUUUUGUCGCAGGAGAAACCCCAGACUGUUGUUUGAUGGAGCGAUGGCCAUCCCCAGUGCUUAUCUGCCCCCUAAUUACGCAGAAGUUGACGGAACAGGAACUUUACGCAGCACUUACAAUUAUGACGCUUAUCUGACAACGGGCUCUAGAACCAGUGACUUCAAGUUUGUGAGAUCUUACAAUGACAACACACUGCCUGCAGACCAGACUCUGAAGAAAAGUCCAUCAGAUUUUAUUGAAGUAUUUGGAGACUCCCAGCAGUCUCCAGAGGUAUGA
Messenger RNA from Lampris incognitus (smalleye Pacific opah), 4785 nucleotides. Its product is annotated as protocadherin gamma-A1-like. Gene Ontology annotation, biological process: homophilic cell-cell adhesion. Gene Ontology annotation, cellular component: plasma membrane. The record is from RefSeq and is a predicted model, not a curated record. The transcript is spliced from 2 exons. The coding region runs from base 1 to 4785 and encodes 1594 amino acids. Lineage: Eukaryota; Metazoa; Chordata; Actinopteri; Lampriformes; Lampridae. Gene Ontology annotation, molecular function: calcium ion binding.